UUCUUCCGUGUCACAAAAGCGCUUGGAAGACCAGAAUUUGCAGAAGUAACCUUCCGUGGACGAAGUGUGCGGAGGACUUCAUAUGAGAUAAGAUGAGUACAUUCAACCUGUUACGGAGUGCCCCACGUGUCCUAGCUAAGCAGCCCAUCUGGGUGGCUCCAUCUAGAAAAAUUGCCCUUACUUCUAUUGCUCGGGAUGCACCUGCAACCACUGGUUCUAAAUCUGUCCUUCCAGGCCAUGAAUACUACCCAGGAAAAGAGGAAUAUAGCAUUGUUAUAGGUAACAGAGAAAUUGUAGGGUACGGAGAAGUCCCAUACUAUACAGAUUCAUUUAUGCAACCCUGCCCUGCUAUCAGAUUCAAGGAAGUUGAUGAGGCUCUUGGAAAACUCAGAGAAAAGGAAAAGGGGGACUGGAAACUAUUAACAUUGGAGGAAAAGAAAACUUUAUACAGAGCUAGUUUUAACUCCACUUUGGAGGAAGUCAAAGCCCCCUCAGGAGACUGGAAAAGAUGCUUGGGAGACAACGCUGUCUUAAUGGGCCUGGUCUUGAUCGCCAUGAGUGUUGUUGGAGCAGCAAAUCGGGAAAGUGAGCCCAUCACUGUGACCAAUGAGUGGGUGGACGCCCAGACAGAGUACCUCAUUAAGAGAAGAGUCCAGCCAGUUGAUGGCAUCGCUUCAUGGUACGAUUAUGAGAAGAACAAAUUCAAGCCCACCUGGUCCAUCUUUACUACAGAAGAAAAAUCUAAAUCUACCAAACUCCUGACUGAUCUUGAAAAAUAAGAGUGAUCAUUAAAAAGAAUUAAGACAGAGGGAAGUGAAAUUGUAAUACUAAAAGAGACAGGAUGUAACUUUAUCUUAACAUUUAAAAGUUUGUUUGUCAAUAAACUGAUAAAAAAAUGA
This is a messenger RNA of Saccostrea echinata, 899 nucleotides long. RefSeq names its product cytochrome c oxidase subunit 4 isoform 1, mitochondrial-like. The record is from RefSeq and is a predicted model, not a curated record. The coding region runs from base 93 to 779 and encodes 228 amino acids. Gene Ontology annotation, biological process: mitochondrial electron transport, cytochrome c to oxygen. The transcript is spliced from 5 exons. Lineage: Eukaryota; Metazoa; Mollusca; Bivalvia; Ostreida; Ostreidae.